ACCCAAGCACCUUCCUUCCCACACAUCUCGCCAGAACACACACAAACCACGCACGCACUUCGCCUUGGCGACCUGUCCAGCCUCGAACCACGCGACCAGCUCUCGCAGAGGAGGCCCGGGCGAGCGGGCGAGGGAGGGAAGAGGAGGAGGAGAGAGGCGGCUCCUUAGUCUUACUCGGCGGCCAUUUGCCUCCGCCCCUCGUCCCUUUCCUCGUCGCCACCGGGAUCCGAUCCCGCCAGCACUACUUUUUAGCGCCGGCGGCCGGGUCGCGGAGGAGCGCCCUUUGGAAGCGAAGGCGGCUGGGCCGAAAUCUGGGGUGUGUGUGUGGAGGAGGCAGUAUGGAUUAUCUGAAUUCAUGGGUGUCUUCAGGCAUAGAAGAUAGGCACCUAGGCACAGACAUUAGUCCCUCUCAUGGGUGAUUCUGUGACUUGAAUGAAGAGAACACAACCAAUCCUGUCCAAGAUAUUCCAGUGGUUUUCAAAGCUGUCCACACAAUGCUGUAUCCUGGACGGUCUGCAGAAGUUGGGAACGAUGUUAAGUUUCUUUCGCCGAACACUUGGACGCAAGUCUAUGCAUAAACAUGCUGAGAAAGAGCGGCUAAGAGAAGCUCAGCGAGCUGCAACUCACAUCCCUGCAGCUGGAGAUGAGAAAUCUAUAAUUACAUGCAGGGUCUCUUUGCUGGAUGGAACGGAUGUCAGUGUGGACUUACCGAAAAAAGCCAAAGGACAACAUCUGUUUGAGCAGAUAAUGUACCAUCUGGACCUUAUUGAAAAUGAUUACUUUGGCCUACGAUUCAUGGAUUCAGCACAAGUGGCUCAUUGGUUGGACCACACAAAGAGUAUAAAAAAACAAGUUAAAAUUGGUCCACCAUACUGUCUUCAUCUUCGUGUAAAAUUUUACUCUUCUGAACCAAACAACUUACGUGAAGAGCUCACAAGAUAUUUAUUUGUUCUUCAGCUAAAGCAGGACAUUCUGAGUGGCAAGUUGGAAUGUCCCUUUGAAACAGCGGUGCAAUUAGCAGCUUACAUGUUACAGGCUGAACUUGGGGAUUAUGAUCCUAUUGAGCACAUCCCGGAGAUAGUGUCAGAAUUCAGAUUUGUGCCCAACCAGACUGAGGAGAUGGAACUGGCCAUUUUUGAAAAGUGGAAGGAAUACAGGGGUCAGUCACCAGCUCAAGCAGAAACAAACUAUUUGAACAAAGCAAAAUGGCUCGAAAUGUAUGGAGUAGAUAUGCAUAUAGUAAAGGCAAGAGAUGGCAAUGAUUAUAGCCUUGGAUUAACACCAACAGGGGUCCUUGUAUUUGAAGGAGAGACCAAGAUUGGAUUGUUCUUUUGGCCAAAGAUUACUAGAUUGGACUUCAAAAAGAAUAAAUUAACACUAGUGGUGGUUGAAGAUGAUGAACAGGGUAAAGAGCAGGAACAUACUUUUGUCUUUAGGCUGGAACACCCAAAGGCCUGCAAACAUUUGUGGAAGUGUGCUGUUGAGCAUCAUGCUUUCUUCCGCCUCCGUGGACCUGUUCAAAAAGGCUCCAGUCGAUCGAGCUUCAUUCGGCUGGGGUCCCGAUUCAGAUACAGUGGGAAAACAGAGUACCAGACUACAAAGACUAAUAAAGCCAGAAGAUCAGCAUCUUUUGAGAGAAGGCCUAGUAAGCGAUACUCAAGGAGGACACUACAAAUGAGAGCUCAUCCUCAUGCAUCUGAAGGAAUUAGCCAUUCAGGCAAUGUUUUCACUCAAAACAAUGGACCACAGCAAAACCGGAGUGCAUUGCCCUCUGCAGCAGCAGUUCCUUCUGGUCCAGUUUUAGUUGAAAUAGAAAAUCUUCCCCGGAAUACUGGAACAAGCCAACAGGAUAAGAAAUGCCUAUGCAGCGUCCCUCUGACUGCUGAUUUGCUUGAUAGCAAGGAAACGUUGGACACUUGUACUGACAGUGCUGCUGGUUUUCCUCCUGCCGAGGGAUUAGUUGAAACGUUGGAAGGGGCAGAUGGUACAAAGGAACCCCCCUGCGAGAAUAUAAGUCUUGUUGUUGAUGAACCAUCCCUGAAACUAAAGCAUCUGGAAACCGAGUUCACUCCCGUAUUGGUUUCCCAGUCCAACAUAAACAUCAAUGUCAGCAAGCAGGAGGAAGUUGUGAAAUUGACAGAUAAAUGCCUGAACAAUGUAAUUGAGAGCCCUGUGAACACCUCUAUGCGGUUGCCUCCGGAUAUUAAAAGUAAUAUUUUGAAGGCCCAGGUGGAGGCAGGGCACAAAGUGGUGAGGGAGGGAAGCAUAUCUGGCAACAAGAACACCAAUAUUCAAGAUACAGCUGGAAGAAGCGUUCUUCCAUCAGGAAAAGAGAAAAACAGCCCUCUGAGAACCCUCAGCCCUGUGUGCCAGGAACCACUAGAGGGACUAAAAGUGAUCCCAGUCACCAACGCCUUCAUUCUGAACGAAUUCAAUGAGAAUUCUACUGCCCCUGACUCCAAAGAUUGUGCGAAUCCUACUGAUCUGGCUCCUGGAGAAGAGGAAGUUCUUGUAAAGAGUUCCUCCGAGAGCCUGGAGAUUUUGUUGACAUCCCAGACAAAGAAUUUAAUUGACUUCACAGAAGUCACGCCUCAGGUGUCUUCACCAAUAAUUAUGCCCCGGUGGUUAGUGCCAAGUGGACUGACUUCCAAUGGGCCUCUGGGAAAUGAUGUUGCUUUAUCUCUUAAGACAACUAAAAUAAACACUGAAGCCCCAUUGGCUAUUGACUCAUCACCUCCACUGUACCCCUGUGAAAUCACACCCAGUCCUGUUACUGAAGAUACUACACGGCAGAAAUGUUUACUCACCACUGAACUCUGAGCUUCAACAAAUCUCAUCUCCUAGUGUAUUUAGUGAGCAAAGGACUUACCUGACAUUAAGCCAUGUUUAUGCCAUGGUUCACAAAGAAUGGUUUCUUUACAGUAAAUCCUUCAACUGGAACUACUAAGAGUAUGAUUUUAGAACACAGAGCUGCUGGGAAACCUGAGUAUCUCUUGCAAAAUAUAUGGGAAAAAAUUCUGAGAUGUCAUGAAAUCCACUGGGUUUUCAUCUACUAUAACGUUUUUGCUAGAGAAUUCCUUCCUGGUUUAUAGGUGCAAAUGAGAAUGCUCACAGGACUGUUUUUUUUUUUCUUUCUGGUUUAAACCCAAUUAUGGGGAAGCUGGUGGCCACAGUAAAAGAAAAUAGCAGUGACAUUUUUACAGUGCUUUUUUGUGGCCAUCUCUUUUUAUCCCCUUUUGUAUUGUUAUAUAGCAAAUGUUCUUGAUUUUAAUCUUGUUUCUAGACUCCACACUUUUGCUAACAGUCUAUGGAAGUGAAAAUGCAGCACCUUCAUUGCAAUUUAUUCUGCUGGCAGAUGCUUUCGUAAGGAAAGAAACAAUGUUUUAUUCAACGUAUCAAGGCUACUUACAUGUGUGGAUGAACGACUUUCACAUUUUGUUCCAUUAAGUCACUAAAAUAUUGCUAGGUAGACAGUGCAUCUAGUAUGGGAUCCUUGGUGCUCUCUGAGCUUGGUUGUUUUCUUGCAGAAAACAUACUUGUUUCCUUGCCCUGUCAGUGUUAGUGGGAAUGGUCUGUGGUUUCUUGAUUUGGCUGUUGUUUACUAUUAGCUUGUUUGACUGAGUUAGUACUAAGUUUACAUCUUGAUUGUUGGUCUAGUGUUAAUCUCUGCUCAUUUGUGUAUUGAUUGCUGGCGAGGAACUGUUUUAGUCUGUUUCUUUUUUGGCUGCUUUAUUGUCUCUUUAGAAUAGGGUAAGACACUAAUAUAUAUAAAAAAGCAAAGCCUUAGCGCUGAUAAUAUUACCUGGUAACGAAAUGUCUGCAAGAAAACAACCAAAUUCAGAGAAGAACCAAGAGCCAUGGUUCAGCCAUGAGCUACAGAUACUCCCUUGUAUCAGUGAACCUAGUUUCUGCUAGAUUAGCUUGAAGGGCUAGUCUUCUUUGGGCUUUCCACUAGCUAUUUUUGGGAAAGUUUGUGCAGAAAUAAUCUGAGGCUUUUAAAAUCGCUUCAAAUGCAUACAGUUAGAGUUACUGUCCUUUUUGUGUGCUCCCUUCUGUACCUUUCUUCAAAUCUACUUGUAGUUGGAAUAUGUAUUUUGUUCAUGACUGGAAAAUUAAAAAGCAAAAUAUACCAACAUUAUGCUAACUUUCCUAUAUUAGACGAGUAGCUAGUUAUAUAUCGGAUUGCUUCCUUUGUGCACAAAACUGCUGAUUGAACUAGUUUGAACUAAACCUAUAUUCUGUUACAAAGUCAGGUGAAAAAACUAAGUGAAUCCCGAGUUUAAUUGAUGCUUAGAAUUUUUGAAAACAAAAAAUGCCCUUGGAUUUGUGCGGUUAAGAUUUAUUCCUACGGGUCAGGUAUCCAACUCAUCCUGCAUCUUCUGUCCCUUUUCAAAAUAAGCAAGGAAAUCAUACGCCUUAGUUCUGAUUCUUCCAAAACAGCUCUGCUUUGCUGUGCAUUAUUGAAAUACCAAGUUCUAAGUCAUUUAAAAACAUGACUUAUUACUUCUCCAUUUGUUUCUAAUGGAAGACUUAUAAACAUUUAGGCAAGAAAACAAGGAAAUCUGAGUGCCAUGAACUUCUGCAUGAACUCUGAAAGGAAACGCGAAAGCCCCCCUCCCCUCAAAAACUUCUUUCAUUAGUGGAAGUGAUGUUAAAAAUGCAAAUGUUCCUUACUCCACUGUACAUACUCUUCCUUUCAUAGCUGGUUGCUACUUUGCUUUGAUCUGCAACUUGCUUUAAGCAAUUGCUCCAUAAAAUAGUAUAAUGGAAACCAGAGUGGGGGAGAGGGAGGGGUUACUGAGGCAAAUAACUUAGCAUCAAUAACCAUAGGACAUAUCCUGAUUACCAGACCUCAGGAGGCAUGACUUUUGAAAUAGCUUAGGUAGCAUUUAAUUGGUUAUUGAUUUUUCAGACAUUUCCCUGAGCCAAGGUAAACCCACUGCUUUUAUGAACCUUGCCUGUAUUUUUACAAGGGAUGAAAAGAUUUAGGGUGACACUAUCUUAAUUCUUGAUGUAAGAAUGAGGAGAAGUUGGGGAACAUGGUACUCUGCCUAUUAUCCAGAAAGAUAGCUUUGCUAACUUGAAUAGUCUGGAUAAUCCUAACCACUAGAAUGUUGUGUGUUCAACAUUUUUUUAAAAAAAUAUCCAAUGACUUGUUGUCAUUUUAUUUUACUAACCUGAUGUACAGCUGUGACAACAAAAGAAAUUAAGAUAGCUAGUUCUCAAUUUUGCCCUCCCCCCUUUUUUUAUUUUUUGAAAUUAUUAGGAAUUGCUCUUAAAUUACAGUAACACUGCCUCGUUUGGCAAAUACAUUUACUGACUUGAUUCUUACUCAUUCAGAAAAAUUUUCCAAAACACAUAACCUAUUUUCAUUUUUUAAAAAAAAGGAAACUGUAAUGUGGUAUGAAAAAUGGAAUACUAUUAUCGGCUCCACAUUUAUCAGUGGGUAACGUCUAAUUGGCAAUUAUGUACAAAGACAUAAAAUUACAAUUACAAUUAUGUUGUAAAAUUACAGCAUAAAGGAUUGAAAGCUUUUUGUCAAUAGAACAGCCUCCACUGCAGGCUUCAGGUCUCUAAUGGGGCAUCUGGAAACUGCCUUUAGUGCCUCUUGUGAUUGAUUAAAAUGAACCAAAACAGCAGAUUCUUUUGCUUUGACUAAUGAAUGCAAAAUUGCAAUUUGUGUUUAUUAGCAGCCAUUGUUCACUGUCAAGCUGUCCACAGAGGCAUAAAUUAGCUUGCAUUUUUAACAGGCAAUCUUGUUUGACAGCUGAAGCUUUUCCUCCGGUAAGAUAAUUGUGAAGUUUUUCCUACAAAUGCAGUUUGCCUGCAUGCAUAAAGCCGAGAGUCAUUCCAGAUUUGUCUCUUUUUCUUUACAUGUCACACGUUACAGUACUUGUGUCUCUGGGCAAAGAUGCCUCAAGUGGAACACACCUUGUUGCUCCAUAGCUCAAGUGUCUGUGAUUAUUGAGGCAGAACAGUUUGGACCUCUAUUAUUAACACUAAGCAUUAACACUCCUCUUGGAGCAAAAUGUUCACUUAUUCUCUGUGAAACAGAAUGCAUGUGGAGUGACUACAGAGCAUUCUGCCAUAACUUUCCUAAUGUGAUUGUUUUGCUUACAGAUUCCUUUGUUCUCACAUGUUUUCCCUAAUUGGACAAACUUACUAUGAAGUAUGUAAGAACUUCUAUUUUGAUUGUGUUUUUUUUAAAGAAAAAAUCUCAGACUAACUACUGUAUUUGUAUCUUUUUAAACGAUGUAGUUGCUCAAAGUAUAACUUAUUUUUUUAAGUAUUGUAUGUAUGAGUGUAUGUGUAUGUAAUAAGUAAUGCCAGAUGUACAAAUUAUGCUAGAAUGAUUGCGCUAAACACUGUAUAAGGGAACAACAACUGUGAUUUGUAGACCACUUGGAAUCAAUCAUAAAAGUUGUAGCUUAUUUCUAAAUACAACGCAAUUGUACAAAA
Molecule: messenger RNA, 6459 nt
Organism: Ahaetulla prasina
Lineage: Eukaryota; Metazoa; Chordata; Lepidosauria; Squamata; Colubridae
Gene: EPB41L5
Product: erythrocyte membrane protein band 4.1 like 5
Exons: 27
Coding region: 433-2820 (795 amino acids)
Cellular component (GO): cytoskeleton
Molecular function (GO): cytoskeletal protein binding
Source: RefSeq, a predicted model, not a curated record